Messenger RNA from Rhagoletis zephyria (snowberry fruit fly), 3144 nucleotides. The record is from RefSeq and is a predicted model, not a curated record. Lineage: Eukaryota; Metazoa; Arthropoda; Insecta; Diptera; Tephritidae.
AUGGAGCUACGUUUUUCUGCUUUUGUGGCCACUUUAUUGGUGUUGUUGGCUUGUCAGCUGACUCAGUCUCUGGUAGUACGAGACCUAGGAGGAACCGAGUGGAAGGCUCACAAUGCCAACAAAUCAAUCCAUGUCACUAGUCGCGUGCCGGGCUCAAUUUACACCGAUCUGCGGACGGCUGGCGUGCUGAACAAGGGCCACAUCUUCGACAACUACAAUGACCUCGAGUACCGAUGGGUGGCCUACGACAACUGGACCUUUACCCGAGAGUUCGACGCUGAUGAGGAAAUAAUGCUCAAAAAGACGAUCCGCCUGACCGCCCACGGUCUCGACACUAUCGGCACCGUCACCUUGAACGGACACCACCUGGGCGACGUGGAUAACAUGUUCGUGCGGUACGACUGGCCGGUGAAAAGUCUGCUGAAGCCAAAGGGCAACGUCCUCGAGGUGGCCUUCGAGUCGGCGACGCACUACGGCAAGCGAAAGUACGAUCAGUCGGUCAAGGAGAACUACCCCAUUCCGCCGGCCUGUCCGCCUAGCUAUCAACAUGGCGAGUGCCACAUCAACUACCUCCGAAAGAUGCAGUCAUCCUUCUCCUGGGAUUGGGGUCCCGCAUUUCCGACUCAGGGCAUCUGGCGGCCGAUCACCCUGGAGGCCUUUGACGAUCUAGUCCUGCGAACCGUCUCCGUGUCGACCAUUGCCAAGCCGGCAAACCACUGGACACUGAACACUACUGUCUGGCUGGAGGGCAUCCCCUCCAGUCACAUCAGCGGCAAGUCUGACCGCCUGACUCUGCACCUGAACGGGACGGUGAUAGCGGAGAAGAAGGACCUUGCCAUUCACUUCAACCCCCAGGGAGAGGCGCACAUUAACCUGCUGACAGAGGUGCCCACUACCAUGAACAUCAAGACCUGGUGGCCGAACGGCCUCGGCGACCAGCCGCUCUACGAGCUGAAGGCGACGGUGGUGAGCGGCGGCGGCGAAACGGUGGUCAAGUCACAGAAAAUCGGCUUCCGCACCAUUGAGCUCAGUCAGGAGGAGCUGAAGGCGGCCAAGGCGGGCCACAACAUCAUCAACGCCUACUACUUCAAGGUCAACGGAGUGCCCUUCUUCAGCAAGGGCGCCAACUGGAUCCCGGCGCACGUCCUCUACGAGGCGAUCACCGACCAGUACCUCUACGAGCUGCUGCUCGCCUCCAAGCAGGCCAACAUGAACAUGAUCAGGGUGUGGGGCGGCGGCUUCUACGAGACUGACCGCUUCUACGAGAUCGCCGACCAGCUGGGGCUGCUCAUCUUCCAGGAUAUGAUGUUUGCGUCCAGUAUGUACCCUGCGGAUGACCGCUUUCUGGCCAGCGUCACCACUGAGGUUCGGCAGCAGGUGCGUCGUCUGCAGCACCACCCCUCGGUGGCCAUCUGGGCGGGCAACAAUGAAAAUGAGAACAACAUCGCCGGCCCGUACUGGCAGGAGAUCAAGCUGCACUGGGACCGCUACAAGCAGGACUACGUCAAGCUGACCAUCAACGUCACCAUGGAGACCAUUCUCCAUGAGGACAACUCGCGGCCUUUCGUCUCUAGCUGCCCCUCAAACGGCGUCGCCGACAAGCGCAAGGGCUACAUUGCCCACCAGGACAAGCGGGCAGGUGACAUGCACUGGUACAUUGGCGGCGGGGACGCCUUCGACUGGCACCACUACCCAAGCGCCAAAUUCGUCUCCGAAUACGGCUUUCAGUCGCUCUCCUCGAUGGCCGUCCUUGAGAAGUACAUUGACCGGAACGAGCUGAAGUGGCCCUUCACCAAGGCCAUCGACCACCGCCAACACAAGUCAAGCAGUGUACCGCUAAUCAACAUGAUCAAGGAGCAGUUUCACAUGCCCAAGGCGGGACACUCUGCUCGGGAGCUGGCCGACUUUAUCUACCUCAAUCAGGUCUUUCAGGCGAUGGCCAUGAAAACGGAAAGUGAGUUCUACCGCCGAAACCGCAAGUUGGCCGACAAUGGCGAGGGCUUCACCAUGGGCGCACUUUACUGGCAGCUGAACGAGAUCUGGCCCAGCUUCAGCUGGUCCAGUCUGGAGGUGGGCGGCAAGUGGAAGCUGCUGCACUACUACGUCCGUGCCUUCUUCGACAACACCCUCGUGACGGCCUACGAGGAGGGCGAGCACCUGAAGGUGGUCCUGGUGCGCGACGACCACCACCCGGAGAAAGCGCACUUCACUGUCACCAUUGACGUCUUCCAGUGGAACUCCACGACGAACAAGCCGCUACACAGUGAGCAGGUGAACACCACCGCAGAACCUUUCUCGGUGACGGCCGUCCACGAAACGGCCACUGCCGACUUGCUGAAGAAGGCCGGCUGCCCGGAGCGCAGCCAGUGCCUGCUGACGGUGCGCGCCAGUGGCAGCAUCCAGGGCGCCCGCGUGGAGCGAACCAACUUUCACCUGCUCGGUCGCAUGAAGAACGCCGUCGGCCUGCAGAAGGCAAAGGUGGAGGUGGUGGGCGUCGGCGAGCCGGUCACCAGCUCGGACGGACAGUUCAAGAGCUACCGCGUCGACCUUAAAACGGACCACAUUGCCGCCUUUGUGGUGCUCGACCUUGCGCCCGAAGCGGCUGACACUGCUGCUGGCGUCUUCUCCGACAAUGGCUUCAUGAUGACGAGCACCGGCUCGGCGGCUGUCACUUCGGUGGACUUUGUCGCCUCGGCUUCGAACAGUGAGCAGUCAUCCUCAAGCACUACCACAAUCACCUCUCCCACAUCUUUCAGUGGCAGUGGCGGUGGUGUUGAUCAAGCAAACCAAACGUCGGUCAACAAACCAAGUUCAAAGCCAAAGAAAACGAAGAAGAAGAGUAAGCAAACUGCAAUGGUCUUGAAGUCACAACAACAACGCCAGCAACCGACUGAAGACAGUCAAGUGAGCUCUAGUGCCACGUUUUCCACUGCCUUCAAUGCUGCUGCGUCAGCAGCUCCUGCUGCUGAUGGCAAUAACAACAUCAACAAAAACCUGGCUCCUAAAGCAUCAACAGCAAAACCACCACCACUACCACGACCACCAGCUGAUAAGACAACGCCAAUUGUGGUCAACAACAACAACAACGACAGCAACAACACCGCUGAACAUAGUGAGUCCACUAAGAAUGAGUACCUUCCCUGA